AUGCUGUCCUUUAACGGCCUUGAAAAUAAAAAGCCCAGUAUAAAACCAACUCUUGAUAGCCUCGGCGCCCACACUUUUAAACAAAAGGUGGAAUCAAUUGGACAGGAUUAUAGCAAUAUUAUGGAGCGUGGAUCUAAAAGGAAGUUAAUUCCUUCAAGUUCUCCUGAUAUAAGCUACAUAGUUGGAGCCCCAAAGUCAAGUCCUCGAAUUGGUCAUGAAUACCAGGUGGAAGUUCCUCCCAUGAUAAAAGAAUCAGAACGGCUUAAACUUUUAAAUCCUGCUGAUUCAGAACUUGUACAUGAUGAAAUGGAGGAUAAUGGACAUGAAGGAGGGAGAUAUCUUGGAGACAAUGAUGGUGCAGACAAUAUGCUUGUACCAGUAGCAGAAGCUAAUUUGAAUAACUCGUGGAGUGAUGCUGAUGUAAAAAGUUUUCUCCUUGGUUUAUUUAUCUUUGGGAAAAAUUUUGUUCAGAUUAAAAGAUUUCUAGAGAACAAAGAGAUGGGGGAAAUACUGUCAUUUUACUAUGGAAAGUUUUAUAAGUCCGAUGAAUAUCGUAGAUGGUCAGACUGUAAGAAAUUAAAAGGGAGAAAAUGUAUAACAGGACACAAGCUUUUUUCUGGUCAGAAGCAUCGUGAACUAUUGUCUCGGUUGAUUUUCCGUGUCUCAGAAGAAUUUAAAGAUGCUUUGCAACAGGUUUCCAAAUCCUAUUUGGAGGGAAGAACUUCUCUAGAAGAAUAUAUCUCUUAUUUGAAGUCUACUGUUGGACUUGGUGUUCUUGUGGAAGCUAUAGGAAUUGGUAAGGGGAAGGAAGACCUUACCAGCCCGACCAUAGAACGUGGGAAGAAAAUCCAGGCUUGUUCUAUACAAACUAGCAAACCUUGGUCUUCUCUUGGGCCCUGUGAUAUAAUCAAACAUUUGACUGGAGGAUAUCAAUUGAGCAAAGGCAAUAGUUAUGAUAUAUUCUGGGAGGCUGUUUGGCCACGCUUACUGGCAAGAGGUUGGCACUCAGAGAAACUAAAGUAUCAAGGCCCUCUUAGCUCAAAAAAUUUUGUGGUCUUUCUUCUCCCUGGUGUCAAGAAGUUUUCAAGGAGAAAACUUGUAAAAGGUGAUCAUUACUUUGAUUCUGUCAGUGAGGUCUUGAGAAAAGUGAUAGAUGAACCAAAUCUUCUUAACCUGGAAGUUAUAAAAACUAAAGUUGGUGGCUGCAACGAGAGAGAGACAGAAAAGGCAGAAAAAGGAUCUAACGAGGAUGGUGAACCUGAUAACCAUCACCAUUGUUACUUCAAGCACCAAGUUUCUACUAACAACUUAGAGCAUAUGAAGUCUACAGUUUCUUGUACUAGUUUUGUGUACAGGGAGAAUUCAUCUGAUUUAAGGAAAUCACAAUCCUUACCAGACAAUUUGGCGGGUAAAGUUGAGGUGGAUGCUGAUGAUGUAGCAUGUAAUAAAGAGAACAAACUUACUAGUAAAACUAACCACAGGAGAGGUAAGGUUGACAACAUUUCGUCAUGUGAGACAGAAGCUAGUAUUGUAUACAGCAGAGAGAAUAACAGUAAUGCUGGUAAAGGUAAAUGCAAAGGUAAACGCAAUAGAAAUUAUUCUGGCCAAAAAGAAGUGAAUGUUAAAGCUGAAAAUGAUGAUUCAAACAAGAUGACAGAAAACUGUGAAAAUCAGAAGACCUGUAUGUCUGAAGACAAACGGCAAAAAAAGGUUGAGAUAGGGCACAUGUUUGAGAACUCCUCAGGAAGCUCAGGAUCAGAGAAACUGGAACACUCUCAGUCAUCAUGCAAUCCAGAUGCCAACAAGAAAGCCGGUAAUUCAUUUGGUCAUCAGCCGGAUGUCACUUAUGUUUCUUUUUCAGUUGAAGGAAGUGCGGAAUUAAAAAACGAAAGAAGAAAUACAAGUAGAGUUUGUCUUAACAAAGGCAUUUCUUGUGACAUAGUUGAGAAAUUUGAACCACAACAUUCCAUCAACUUCAAUGAACCUCAAGUUGUUCUGAAGUCUGAAGAUACUGAAAUGACAGCGACAUCUGAGAAAGAUGGACAGGACUUGGAACCAAAAAAUAUAAUUCCAAGGAGGAGCACCAGAAACAGACCAUUGACACUUAGAGCAGUGGAAUCUUUAUCUAAUAAAUUCUUGCAAACACAAAGGAAAUGGAAAAGAAAAGACACCCUCACACUUUAA
Sphenostylis stenocarpa is the source of this 2184-nucleotide messenger RNA. Lineage: Eukaryota; Viridiplantae; Streptophyta; Magnoliopsida; Fabales; Fabaceae. The record is from the annotation of a GenBank genome assembly.